UGCCAGAGUUUUUUCCCCCACUUGACAUUGAACUUUAAACUUUUCUCAGGAGACUUAAAGUCAUGAUUGACAAUCUCCGUAGACCCACCAUGAAGGAGAUGCGCAGGAGCAGCAGCUCAGAGAACUGUGCUCCCAAGAGGAUGGGUACCAGUCUGCCCAACCUCAGGGAGGAGCGGCACCUGGGCAUCCUCAGACACACCUCAGUGACUGAGACGCCUCUGAAGAUCCGUCAAAAACAUGUCAAGCAAUUCCAGCUACCAGAUUUCCACCCUCAUUUGUCCUACAAGUAUGUGCAGGAUUACUACGCUGACCUGGUUGGGCUGCUGGGCAAAGCCAUUUCCUUCACGCCUCGUGAGAACUCCUCCCUGCUGGCUCGCUACUACUACCUGCGUGGUGUGGUCAACACAAUGUGUACCCGCAGGCUGGAUGCCCUCAGCGACUUUCAGAACCUCAACCACACCGAUGUAGAGAUUUUCCCCGCUGAGCUGGUGAGGGCGCUGGUGGACUCGCUCCAGCAUGAGGAGCAAGCACAGGUGGACCGCCGGCCGGAGCUCAAACGCCUGGUCUGUAGGGUUAAGAGUAGUGAGACGGGGGAGGUCACUGUCCAGCCCACCGAUGACCACGUCAAGAAGUUUAAGAUGCCCAAGACUCACAUGCCACUGGAGAACUUUGUCACGCACAUUCAGGAAUCGGGUAUCGUCAGAGAUGUGGGCACCAUCCAUCGCUUGUUUGAUGCACUUAGUGUUGGCCCGCAAAAAGAGGUCGACCCAGACGUGUUCCGCGUCUUCUACACCUUCUGGAAGGAGAUGGAAGCUGAGGCUCAGGAUGUGCACCUGCCGGCUGAAGUGAUGGAACAGCUGGACAACAAUGAGUGUGUGUAUAAAAUCUCCUGCUCCGUGAAGACUAACUAUGGUGUAGGCAAGAUUGCCAUGACCCAAAAGCGACUCUUUCUACUUCCUGAUGGACGGAGAGGAUUUGUAGACAUCACUAAGUUCAGAGAUAUAGUGGAAGUGAAAAUCUCUUCAGCUCAGUUCCUGCUUUUGCGUAUCCCGUCACUGAGGAUCAAGAGCAACCUGAAAAAAGAAGUGUUUGAGGCCAACCUCAGGUCCGAGUGUGACCUGUGGAGCCUGAUGAUUAAAGAGAUGUGGGCUGGGAGGAAGAUGGCCGAUGAUCACAAGGAUCCUCAGCACAUGCAACAGGCCCUCACUAACGUCCUCCUCAUGGACACUGUGGUCGGCUGUCUUCAAACACAGAAAGGCAUAUUAGCAGCUUCUAAACUGGCUUAUUAUGACAGGCUGAAACAUGAGGUGCCAACGGCUGUUCCAAAGACAACCUCUGACACUCUGAAGCACAGGAUUAACCCCUCCCUUCAUCUGCCUUCCCAGCAAACAGUGGAUGUGUUACUCUAUACUCCAGGCCAGCUGGAGAAGUCUGACAUAGACGGGGAUGGGAACCCUAAGCUGUGGUGUGCUCUCAGCCACGGGAGGGUGGUGGUGUUUGAUGCAGCCAGCUGGUCCAUGCAGCAGAACGGCAUUCAAGUGGGGGCACUGCCUCUGAGCUGCAUGCUUGGGCUGGACCAGGAGCAGGUAUGGAUGGGCUCUCGGGAUUCCACCAUCUACAUCAUCAACGCGCGCAGCAUGUCUUGUCACAAGCAGUUGACUGAACACCGGGGUGAAGUCACAGAUUUGGUCCUGGAGGACAGACAGGAUGCAUCCAGCAGCCCAACUUUAGCCUACUCAUGCAGUCUUGAUGGCAUGGUUAUUGUGUGGGAUGUGUCUACCCUGAAGAUGAGAAGGCAGUUUAAUCUGAGCUGUCACAACCUCACCUCCAUGCAGCUGUACAACAGAACACUGUGGUGCUGUGCCAAUGACUGCAUCAUGGAGCUGAGGAAGACCGGCGUAGUGCAGCGUAAGAUCUGCUUGCUCCAGGAUCCCACAACCCCCCCUUCACCUUUCAAUGGGUUCAUCGUCUACUUAGAGAGGGAUCAGAUAUGGACCAGUCGUGUGGAUUCGUCUGAAUUGUGUGUGUGGCACUCAGAAAAUCUGGAGAAGCCCGCACAGAGGGUACAGCUGCCUGACAGUGCUGGAGUCACCUCUAUGCUCAAGGUCAAGAACCAGAUCUGGGUUGGCUGUCGGAGCUUGAGUGAGAACCAGAGUGGGGUGGUGGGGAAGAUCUUUGUGGUGGACGUGGCCCAGGCUGUGGUGGAGAAGGAGCUGCUCGCUCACACAGACAGUGUCCAGGCACUCUGCUCAGCGGAGGACCGCUACGUGCUGAGUGGCUCCGCCUGUCUGGACGGCAAGAUCGCCAUCUGGAAAGUAGAGUAGAAGACUCACAAGUCAGCAGUUGCUCUGCCUCCCAACGCUUCUCUUCAGUGCAGUUUCACGGGACACAUCUGGACAUGAUUGUUGGACACAAACGGUUGUACUGAUGAGGGUCACUCCGCUAAGGGAAGCCCAUUGCCUCGGUUCUCAGCAUUUCACCUGAAGGUCAGACUGCAUGACCACAAAUGGACUCCUGUUGAGGUCUCCUCCAAAUGAUGAGGCCUUCAUAGUAUCUCAUCUACUACUGUAUUGUUCUAAUUAAAAAGUACUACCCUUAUUUUAUUUCAUUUUAAAUCAGUAAUUUAUAAUAAAUGGAUUUGUUUACA
Molecule: messenger RNA, 2647 nt
Organism: Clupea harengus (Atlantic herring)
Lineage: Eukaryota; Metazoa; Chordata; Actinopteri; Clupeiformes; Clupeidae
Gene: dennd3b
Product: DENN domain-containing protein 3-like
Exons: 12
Coding region: 63-2324 (753 amino acids)
Biological process (GO): regulation of Rab protein signal transduction
Cellular component (GO): cytoplasmic vesicle
Molecular function (GO): protein binding
Source: RefSeq, a predicted model, not a curated record